Messenger RNA from Fusarium sp. VM40, 1023 nucleotides. The record is from the annotation of a GenBank genome assembly. NCBI's taxonomy places the organism in Eukaryota, Fungi, Ascomycota, Sordariomycetes, Hypocreales, Nectriaceae.
AUGACUCGAGUUCUUGUUACAGGUGGCACUGGCUUCGUUGCUGGCCAUGUUAUUGAUGUGCUCCUCAAGCGUGGCCACAGCGUCGUGACUACGGUCCGUUCACCAGAAAAGGCCGAGUCGAUUCGCAAGGUCUUUCAAGGAGUCAGCAACGAUGACCUUGACUUCGCUGUCGUCCCUGAUAUCGCCGCAAAAGAUGCCUUCCAGGGGUUAGACAAAUAUGGCCUGGAGGCUGCGCUUCACGUCGCCAGUCCGUUCCAUUACAACGUCACAGACCCCAAGAAGGAUCUGAUUGAUCCAGCUGUCCUUGGCACAACGUCAGUUCUUAGGGCUCUCCAUGAGUUCUGUCCGACCGUCAAGCGUGUUGUCGUUACCUCCUCCUUCGCUGCAAUCUUGGACCCAAAGCUAGCUUCUACUGGCGCAGAGAAGGUAUACACAGAGGCUGACUGGAGCCCUCUUACUUUUGAGGAUGCCUAUGGCGACGCUGUAAUUGCUUAUGCAGCAUCCAAGGCUUUGGCCGAAAGAGCAGCAUGGGAUUUUGUUGCAAGCAACAAACCGAACUACUCUUUAUCAACCAUUAACCCUCCGAUGAUUUACGGCCCAGUCAAAUAUCCUAUCAAGUCCCUCGACUCUGUUAAUACGUCAAACCAACUACUCGCCAGCAUCAUUGGUGGAAAACAGAAGGAUGGCUUACCCCCAACGGGACUUCCGCUCUGGGUUGACGUUCGAGAUGUGGCCUUGGCCCAUGUCAAGGCUAUGGAAACUGAAGGGGCAGCAGGCAAGCGCUUCUUCGUCACUGCUGGACACUAUAGCAACGAGGAAUUGUACAGAACCCUCUACGACAAUUUCCCGAAACUGCGAGAUCGGCUGCCGGAUGAAACCAACAAAGGAGGAGAUCCUAGUCCAGUCUUGAAGUCUUUUGGCUACGACAAUACUCAGGCAACCACAAUUCUUGGAAUGGGAUGGACAUCAUACGAGAAGACUGUCAUUGAUUCAGCCAAAUCUCUUCUAGGAACCCAGUCAUAA